Molecule: messenger RNA, 468 nt
Organism: Aspergillus tanneri
Lineage: Eukaryota; Fungi; Ascomycota; Eurotiomycetes; Eurotiales; Aspergillaceae
Exons: 1
Coding region: 1-468 (155 amino acids)
Source: RefSeq, a predicted model, not a curated record
AUGAAACUGGCCUUUAUCCUUCUUACCUCCAUUUUCUCUCCGGCAUCCGCCAUACCAACAACCACAGUACCUCCUGGCCCUGCUGCUCCAAUUCAAACCGUCAUUGUUGGCGGAACAUCCCUCGGGUUCAAUCCACCCACUCUUGAAGUCGCUCAAGGAAGCCGUGUACAUUUCGACUUCCGUGCUGUGAAUCACACCCUCACCGAGUCCACCUUCAAGUAUCCGUGCGAGAAGCUGUUCGGCACAGACAUUGACACUGACUUUAACAAUGCGAACCCGGAUAAUACGCCGAACCUGCAUCCUUUCGAUUAUACAUUUUCGUCUGAUAGGCCGCGGUUCUUCUACUGCAAACAAGGUGCAGGAACAAACUGGAGCCACUGUCGGCAGGGGGAGGUAUUUGCUGUUAAUGUAGAUGCGAGGACAUUUGCGGAAUUUCAAAAUAGGGCGAAGGGUAGUCAGUCUCCAUAG